UUUCCUAGUGCGAUGUUGUUCUUUGAAAUCCGGCCACUGGAGUUUGGACUCAUUAACUUCCACUUGUAAGCUCGGGGAAACGUGAUCUGUUACAGAAUCCAGGAGGGGAAACGGCUAAUCCACCUAUAUUAAUUAGGGAACGCCUGGAAGCAACCUGCUCUACGCUGCUCCCUCCCUCUGACGGGAAAUUCGCGAUGGAGCGCUCGCUUCCCAGAUUCCAUGCGUCGAAGAUUCCAGUCUUGAUCGCGGUGGUGGCAGCGGCGUUUUUAGGCGCGGCGGAAUGCCGCUCCCGCCAUCACCACCGGCGGGGAGGCGGCGGGACGCCGGCGGGGGAGGUGAUCAACUACGCGGCGGGAGGGGCGGGGGGUUGCCGUGCGCAUGUCGCAAGCCUCACGGACUUCGGCGGGGUCGGGGACGGCGUGACGUCGAACACGGCGGCCUUCGAGGCGGCCGUGUCUGGACUCAGCCAGUUCGCCUGCGAAGGCGGCGCGAUGCUGGUGGUGCCAGCGGGGCGGUGGCUCACCGGGCCCUUUAAUCUCACCAGCCAUUUCACCCUCUUCCUCCACCGCGACGCCGUCAUCCUCGCCACUCAGGAAAUCGAUGAAUGGGCGAUUAUCGAUCCCUUGCCGUCCUAUGGAAGAGGCAGAGAUCUAGUUGGUGGCAGAUACAGUAAUCUCAUCACCGGAUAUAAUUUAACUGACGUCGUAAUCACAGGGGACAAUGGGACCAUCGACGGGCAGGGGCAAACUUGGUGGGAUAAGUUCCACAGCAAAGAACUGAAUUUCACUCGCGGAUACCUCAUCGAGAUCAUGUACUCCAAUCAAGUCCUCAUUUCCAAUAUCACAUUGGUCGACUCUCCCUCGUGGAAUCUCCAUCCAGUGUAUAGCAGUAAUGUUAUUGUGUCAGCCGUCACAAUUCUGGCACCGGUCAACUCGCCAAAUACAGAUGGAAUAAAUCCAGAUUCCUGUUCUAAUGUCCGUAUCGAAGACUGUUACAUCGUGUCCGGAGACGACUGCAUCGCAAUCAAGAGCGGCUGGGACGAGUACGGGAUCGAAUUCAACAUGCCGAGCCAGCACAUUAUGAUACGAAGACUGACGUGCAUCUCUCCGACCAGCGCCGUCAUCGCGAUCGGCAGCGAGAUGUCCGGCGGCAUCCAAGACGUACGGGCCGAGGACAUCACCGCCAUCAACUCCGAGUCCGGCGUCCGCAUCAAGACCGCCAUCGGAAGGGGCGCCUACGUGAGGGACAUCUUCGUGAGGAGGAUGAGCCUGCACACCAUGAAGUGGGUCUUCUGGAUGACCGGCGGCUACGGGCAGCACCCGGACGACGGGUACGACCCCGGCGCCGUCCCCGUGGUGGAGGGGAUCAGCUACAGCGACGUGGUGGCGGAGAACGUGACGAUGGCGGCGAAGUUGGAGGGCAUUCCGGGCGCGCCCUUCACCGGGAUAUGCAUCUCGAAUGUGACGGCGGAGAUUAUCAAGUCGAAGAAGCCGAUAUGGAACUGCACCGACGUGGAGGGUGUGUUCAGCGACGUGAGUCCGACGCCGUGCGCUGAGCUUCAGGCACAGACGACAGAUGAGGAGGCGCCUUGUCCGUUUCCUGAGGAUAUUUUAGCUGUGGAUUACGUUGCAUUGGAGCAGUGUUCGUAUCAGAGAAUCAAUCCGUGAGAUGGAUUAAGUGCCGUCGGACUUUGUUAAAUUCCGUCGAGCAAUGGGUUUAGGAAGAAACAUCAAGUUAAUGUCACGUCUAUGAAUUUUGCUUGCCACAUUUCACUUUCUUAUAAAAUAACCUACAUAAGUUAUAGCAUAGUAAA
This is a messenger RNA of Zingiber officinale, 1813 nucleotides long. Its product is annotated as probable polygalacturonase. Gene Ontology annotation, biological process: carbohydrate metabolic process. The record is from RefSeq and is a predicted model, not a curated record. The transcript is spliced from 6 exons. Gene Ontology annotation, molecular function: polygalacturonase activity. NCBI's taxonomy places the organism in Eukaryota, Viridiplantae, Streptophyta, Magnoliopsida, Zingiberales, Zingiberaceae. Bases 195 to 1667 code for a protein of 490 amino acids.